AUGGCGAAGAAGGCGAUACAGAAGGACCAGAUCGUCAAGCUGAUCGUGGGGGCGGGCCAGGCCAGCCCGUCGCCGCCGGUGGGCCCGGCGCUGGGGAGUAAGGGUGUGAAGAGUAUGGAUUUUUGCAAGGAAUUCAACGCCCGCACCGCGCACUACAACCCGGGCACCCCCAUCCCCGCCCGCAUCACCGUCCGCCCCGACCGCUCCUUCCACUUCGAGCUGCGCACCCCGCCCACGGCCUCGCUCCUCCUCGCCGCCGCCGGCGUCAAGCCGGGCAAGAACAACAAACCGCGCGGCGCCGGCAACACCGCCGGCCCCAGAUCCAACGCCGAGGGCUCCGCCGGCCGGGCGGGCACGGGCAAGAACGUCGAGGUGAGGGGCAACUCGGCGACGGGCACGGUGGGGACGGUGAGUCUCAAGCACGUUUAUGAGAUUGCGCGCAUCAAGCAGGGGGAGGUGCGGUUGAGCGGCGUGGAGCUGAGGGCGUUGGUGAAGAGCGUGGUGGCGCAGGCGGGGAGUAUGGGGGUGGUGGUCGUGCCGUAG
Molecule: messenger RNA, 543 nt
Organism: Diplodia corticola
Lineage: Eukaryota; Fungi; Ascomycota; Dothideomycetes; Botryosphaeriales; Botryosphaeriaceae
Product: mitochondrial 54s ribosomal protein 19
Exons: 2
Coding region: 1-543 (180 amino acids)
Biological process (GO): translation
Cellular component (GO): mitochondrial large ribosomal subunit; ribosome
Molecular function (GO): structural constituent of ribosome; large ribosomal subunit rRNA binding
Source: RefSeq, a predicted model, not a curated record